AUGUCGGAAUGGAGUGUCGCUCAGGAAACUACCACGGCUCGGCGUAGGCAUGGUCAAUCGAGAGCACCUCCUUCACCCAACACAAUCCCCCCACCCAUUCCAGAAGGUUUCAUGCUGGUUCACUUUGAUGGGGCGACAAAGGCAUUGGUCGGCGGGGCCAUCGGCUUUGUGGGACUAUCUUCUCAGAGGGCUAUCUCCUUUGCUCUUGGCCGGUUUUAUACAGCUUUCGAUCACCCUUUCCUCAUUGAACUAAUGGCGCUUCGAGAUGACAUGCGGUGGUGCCUUUCCCAUUCGAUUACUAACGUCCUGUUUUGUGGUGAUGCGCAGGUUGUUAUCCGGAUGAUUGCUGCGAAUGACUCGUCUCACGCUUUGGGGGGUGCCAUUCUGAAAGAGGUUCAGGUGCUGCGAACAUCUCUCGCGCGUGUUUCGUUUCAUUUCGCUCCUUGUAGGUAUAAUAGGGCUGCCCAUACCGUGGCAAAACAUGCCCUUUCAUCUAUGGUUCCACAUCUUGUUGACCAUCGUAUUGUUCUUUUUUCCUUUGCCUGA
Messenger RNA from Linum trigynum, 546 nucleotides. NCBI's taxonomy places the organism in Eukaryota, Viridiplantae, Streptophyta, Magnoliopsida, Malpighiales, Linaceae. The record is from the annotation of a GenBank genome assembly.